Galleria mellonella (greater wax moth) is the source of this 7590-nucleotide messenger RNA. RefSeq names its product RING finger and SPRY domain-containing protein 1-like. Gene Ontology annotation, cellular component: cytoplasm. The transcript has 11 exons. Gene Ontology annotation, molecular function: protein binding; ubiquitin-protein transferase activity. Bases 125 to 1699 code for a protein of 524 amino acids. The record is from RefSeq and is a predicted model, not a curated record. Lineage: Eukaryota; Metazoa; Arthropoda; Insecta; Lepidoptera; Pyralidae.
AUGACGGGUUGACGGACGGCUGGCUGGGAGCAAUUGACAUUUCACUCUUAGAAACGUUUGUGAACACAUAACUGGCCUACAAGGAUUCACAUUAAUUAGAAGAAAUGAAUUAUAAGUUACGGUAAUGGGCCUGUGUUGGUGCAAAGACAAGGCACCACAUGAAGGAGGGGCGUAUGCACCAACCGCAGCAACAGCUGCGGCGUCCCUGGCUUCAGUGGAGCCGAGGGUGCGCAUGCCAAAAGUUGUUGACUCCAUCAUUGUGGAUCAGCUAGUCCUAGAGAUGCUCAAGUUGAUAGCUUCAUUUGUUGACAAUGAUGAAGAGUCUCCUGUUUCAUUGGUGAAGCUCCACGUGAUAGCUGACAAAGAAGACGGGUGGAUCCAAGUGGUGUCGUCCAUGGUCAAUGUGAUUCCCUUGGAAGAUCCGUUCGGCCCUUCUGCCAUCACGAUUUUAUUUGACGACUGCCCUCUGCCGUCCAAAGAGUCAGUUAUAAGGGUGACUCAGUUAUUCGGGCUGUCGUCUGACCGUGCCAACACUGGCGAGUUGAAUGUUCGAGUCGAGAGGAACAUCUGUGUGGUACUCGGCUGCAUAGCAGAGAAACUCGCGGGACCCAACAGCAUUGCUGUGCUUACAGAGAACACGCUUGACUACCUACUAACAUUCCUGAUAACGAAACGUGAUGCUUGCAUUGUUCUGUUUGCGCUGAUUGCUUUGGAGAAAUUCGCGCACACUACUGAAAAUAAAUUAACAAUAAAAAGUCGGCUUGAACGUGAACCAGAGAAUCCUUUAUUGGUGCUGGAGCGCCUGGCGAAUAACGAGGACCAUAUGUGGAGGCAGGUUGGGUUCUGUGCUAAAUGGGCGUUAGAUAACUUAUUUAUAAUAGACGAUAGAAAAUUGUCAUACGAACUAGUUGACAUGACCGGAAUAAAUGUUAUACUGAAUUCGCACGACGUGAGCGAAUAUCUCAAGAUAUCAUGCAAUGGUCUGGAGGCGAGGUGCGACUCGAACUCGUUCGAAAGCGUCCGGUGCACAUUCCAAGUGGACGACGGCUGUUGGUACUACGAAUCGGUGAUAAUCACGCCCGGUGUUAUGCAGAUCGGAUGGGCGACCAAGAAUAGCCAUUUCCUCAAUCAUGAAGGAUACGGCAUCGGCGAUGAUCUUUAUUCAUUGUCGUACGACGGUUGCCGUAAACUAGUGUGGUACAAGGCGAGGCCAUCCGCAGUAGCCGAGGUGCCCGCGUGGAGGCCUGGCGACGUCCUCGGCUGCCUGAUAGAUAUGAACUCCAAAGAAGUUAUAUUCUCAAUUAAUGGAUUACGGAUCCAGCCAUGUAAAGAAAUCUUUGAGACAACUAGAUUGGGCUUCUUCGCGGCAGCAAGCUUCAUGGCAUUCCAACAGUGUAGAUUUAACUUCGGCAACGAGCCAUUCAAAUAUCCGCCCACAGACAGACCGUUCUCGUCUUUCAACGACCAUGGACAUCUCACUGAUGAACAGAAAAAGGUUGUCCCAAGAAGGAUAUAUUUAGAGCAACUCAGAUGUUCUAGCGUGAAAGAAGACUCAUGCACACUUUGUUUCGAUGAUACCGCAUGCUGUGUGUUGAUACCAUGUGGACAUAGAGGGUUCUGUUCGCUGUGCACGUCACAACUGAGAGAGUGUCCGAUGUGCAGAGCGGCCAUACUAAACAUCAGGAAAGAGGACACAUGACAGGACAAGUCUCGCUCCCGGAGCUCGGCCGACAGCCGGGAGCGAAGCGAGUCACCCAGCCCCAACAUCACCCUGGACGAAUCCCCCACCCCCACCAGAAUCAGCACCCCGUCACAAACACACAUGCAAUGCGAGGACGAUGUGGAACAGGAAUUAGAAGACCAAGUGUUCGACCUGCGCCCCCGGGACUUCUUGACGUGCGUCAGGUAUCAGUUGGGAUAGCGACACGCUAUAGAUUUGUGCCGUUCCCCGAUAUCCGCUAGAGAGACUAAUACAAAAUAAUUCGUUGUACACGAGAGUUGAGCGUGCACGGGUGACAUUUGUCGCUGUAAUAAUAUCAUCAGUCCUAUCCAGCCCACGUGAGUCUACAUAAUCACGCUCAUGUUAUGAUAUGACAAUAGUAUAUAUUUUCACAUCGAGAGUAAAGCAAAAUAUUCUAAUAUAGCUUCUUGAACAAUAAAUGUAAUAAAUAAAUAAAUAUAUUUUUUUACUUGAAGUGAACUUAAUUAUAAGCAUCUCUGAAUAAUUAUUAUAUUUAUUUUUCGGUUAAUAUUUUAGUCCCGCCAUAGAAUAGGCCACCUCUUCUUUUCCAAUGGUUGUCGUAAGAGGCGACUAAGGAAACUUAACGGUCGAGGGAUGAUCAGCAGCGUUCCUCUCAAAACAUCAAAAGCUUAACUGCAAUUCGUAACUUGUGGCAGCGCUCCAAACAUGAUGUGACGAGACGUGACAUGCUUCUCUGAAAAGUGGACAACCACGUACCACAGUCCGUGUCUAAAUCUGGCUUCAAGCAACGGGUCUCUGUGCCCGUUGUGUUUCGUUUCACUUUAGGCAUUGUGCACCCGAGUUGUGUCCCGUCUUAACAGGCUUGUUCGGCCUAAGUUACUCCCUCAAUAUCUUCUACCGCUUAUUCCAUGACUUCUCCCUUAUUUCACCCUCCCCUUUCCGAUACUCCACAGCGAGAAUGGGCCAUUGACUUCAUCCAUAUACGAUUGAUCGCCUCUGUGUACAACUAAGUUUGCCAACUCUUACGUGAAUCGUGACAUAAAAUUUUGGAAUCGUGUAUCCCGUGUAUGUUUCCUUCAUCUAUAACCUCAGAUACUUUAAACAUACCGUGGAAGAGCACUUAGUGAGCCGGCAUAGGCGGUCAAUCGUUGAAAGUAAAUAAUUCUCUUAUCCGUUCAUCGUAUUCGUGGACCAUUUUGUUUUUAUAUUUGCUCAGAAUUUUGUGGUUACAUUAUCAAUCAGCCGUUAACUGUGCAUUGCCGAACGUACCCCCCCCCCCUAUAAAUGGAGAAUUUGCGAGUAGUUACCAAGCUUGGCUAGCGGGUUGGCAACUGCAGUUAAACUUUAUUUAGUUAGGUUUUAACUGCAGAAGGACGCUCUAAGAGGGACGCUGGUGCCCAUCUCUUGCCCUUCUUAGUCUAGAAAAGAAAGGAGUAGCCUAUUCUAUAGCCGGAACACAUACCAUACGCCCCCGGGACAUAUUUUAAAAAAAUAAUUUUCUAUGAAUCUACUGUCCAGUUCGAAAUUCAAAAAUAAAUAUACAGUUUAUUACGAUAUACAUUAACCAAUUUAUCCACCACUGGACUCUAUUUUAGAAUUUAUUUCGUCUAAGAUUUUUUUUAUAUCGUUACACUCUACUUUUUAUCCUUCUCUGUAAUAUAAUUAAGAGAUGCUUUUAUAUGCAGAUUACGUGUAUAUUUAUGUAAAAUAAUAUAAGUAACUUAUUAUUGGACAAAGUAAAUUUAAAAUAACUACAACAAAAAUAUUUACAUUUGAAACUAAAUAUUAAAUAAAAUAUCUAUUUAUAUAUUUACUAUGUGAGUAACACACACUAAAGAACCAAUUAUAGUUUUACUUAAGAUACAAUUGGAGUGUAAAAAUUAAAAAUAUAUUUUCGUCUUAGUUUUUAAUUUUUAUUAUAAUCGUAAAGACUGAUGACUUGUCAGAAACAACUCACCCGUGCAUGCUGGCUCUUAUAAUGUAUUCAAAUUAGUUCAGCCAGUAUUACAAUAGUGCGCCGUCGCUACCGUAACAUAAAUCCGUACCAAUUAGUCCAAAAGAUUGUGUAAUACAAUAAAAUUAUGUUGUAAGUAAAAUUACUGUAACUCUAACAGAGAACAUUUAUUUAUCAAUACUCAGUUUAACAGCACACACAUUUUGUAACACAGUAUAUAUAAAUAUACUUUUUUAAUAAAUUGGUCAACUUAUUGAUUUAUCAAUAUCAGAGUUUGAAUACUUUAAUUUAUUAAUUCUUUGUUAUUAAACAUAGACAUUCUCUAGUUUUUUACGAUUAUUAUAAUAUCAGGUUGGGGCACAUUAAAAUCAUGUAUGACAAUGAUUUUACCAUCUAAUUUUAUACACAAUUGUUUAUAAUGAUCACUUCAAAUUGGAAACUUGAAACUAGUUUCCAGAUCAUUUACAAUAUGUAGUUUAUUCCUAAAGUAAAAUAAAAAACUGUUUAAUCACCAUUUUAUUAUCACAUAAACAUAUAUCCUUUUAUGCACACAUUGUUAUCAAAAAAUUUUUGUGCUUUUGAUAAAUUUCAGUAUCAACUUAGCACCAUUUGUAUAUAUUUUUUUCUAUUUAUAUAUUUUUAGUUAUUUAUAUAUUAUUAGUUGACAUCUGACUAAGCUUCCAUAAAUUUUAAAUAUUAUCCUGCAUGCUUUCAUAUGAUUUCAAAUUUAUACAUUCAAAUGCUCUCUAUUUAAAAAUUGAGUAUAUUGUGUAAUGAACUACUGAAAUUUUUUUAUUACUGUAUAAAUAAGAUUAUUUCUGAAUACGUCUGUUGAUGUUUUGUAUUGUUGUAAGAAGUUUGCAGACAACUUGAUUACAAUUGUUUUAUCUUUUUUUAUUAUUAUUUUAGCAUUAGGUAUAUACUUGAAACAUCACAAUGAGAUGCUCUGCCAUAUUAAUUAAAUUUCACAUAUUUCUUUAAAUCUUUAAGCCUUUCUACAGCAUAAUUAUAUAAAGUAUUGUGUGCACAGUAUACUGUAAAUAAAUAAUCAUUUUGCGGUGACAACUUAAAAACUAAAUAGAGUUUUGUGAUAGAGCCCAAAACUCUCUCGUCUCGUCGCUUGAGUGUCUCCCGUAUUUAUACAUCAUGUUCCGAUUGGAUUAAUUAAUUAAUUUAAUGCAGUUACUGAAAUUACUGGGAGCAGAAAACUGACUUUGGUCCUUAGAAUUAGCAACCGAUAAGGGGUAUCAUGGGAGCGUUGCAGUAUAUUCAUGCGAUGUCACCACAUUCAUAUCAGCAUCUUUACCAUUCAAAACAUGUUGUAUACAUCUAUCACAGUAUUGUAUAGUCCUUGGUAUAAACACACUGUGAUCAUAAAAAAAUAAUAUCAUCAAUAUAAAACGUUUGUACCAAGUUUUGCAAUGUAUAAUGAAAUACAGUAAAUUCGUAUAAUACGAAUGGACACUGCAAAAAUAAAAAUAGAGUCAUUUCUCUAAACCAAUCUCUGAAGUUCAAAUUUGAAUUUGAUAUCACAGUGAAUUCUUUAUUGUAAGGACUAAUGUGAACUAAUUUUCUAAUACGAGCAGAUUAAAUCAAUAUUAUUAUAUUUUUAGUUUGUGAUGGUCCACAAAACAGUAAUAUCGCGAACUUAUCAAAUUUAAAUGUUAGGUUAAAAGAUAAGUAUAGAGAAAUCGCGCCUCAAUAUCGACCCCAAUGUUCUAAUUGUAAGAACAGAAACCGUAUGGAUUUACUAGUAUUUUUGACGGAAAAAAGCGUUUAGUUUUAAGAACAACCAAUAUCAUUAAUCAUGGUCCAAAUAUUGUCAAAAAUAUACACGAAAAUCAAUCCGGUUAUUCUUACAAUUAAAAUAUAAUGUAUAAACGAUAUUACAUAUUUUUUUAAAUAAGAAUGUCUUAUUUAUUUAAGUUAUACUCUGCACAUAAUCCUAACACAACUAUUAAAUAGUGGAUUAUACCACAGGGGAGCAAAAAAUAUUUUUACUACACAGAUACUAUUUCAGAUCAAUAUUCGAAAGUAAAACUUUACCAACCGAGUGAUACACUUUUUAUUCCGAGAAAAAAAUAUGGCGGCGAUUAGAUCAUACUCAAUAAUACAUUUAUGUAAAAUUGUAUUUAAAUAUUCGACCCAGUACUAAAAAUGUACAUAUGUUUAUGAACUUUCUAUAAAUAUUUAUUUGAUAGUAGUUGUUCUCGUAACAUCCAUUCAGUAGCGUAUUGCCAAUGAAGUUCUGAUGUCAACUUUCUUAUUAUCUUAUUUCCCUGAAAUGUAGUACAUAGAGAUAUCAGUGUUAAAGCAUAGUUGAUUUGUAGAAGGGUUCAUAAAGCAACAUUAAAUGUCGGGUUGUCUCAUAUUGAAAUAAGUUUUACAAAAAUUUUAAUUGGUGACAUUGAUUCAUAAUUAGGUCGGCCUCUAAGUUUCUACGACAACUUUAUGCAAGAAUUAGGAUAUCAAUUAGGAUGUUCGGUAGAUUAGAAGUCAAGGAUUCGUGAAUAGUUUGUGAAAUUAAAUGGAAAUUAUUAGAUGUUAUUCUAUCUUUAGGUGUUCAUAUAAAGCGUAUAACGCUAGGAUAUAUAUAACAAGCCGAAUAGCUAGGUAAGUAUAAUAUUUGUACAACUGAACAACUUUCCUAAAGAACAUAGGUUGAAAUCCUACUAUAGCCAUAAUGGAGAAAUAAUAACAUUGAAAUGUACUAAAACAUAGAUAAUACUUAAAUAUGAUUAAUGGCUGAACGAUAUUGAAUGAGUUUUAGUACGUAGAUAGACCAUGUCCUGUAUCUUAGAGAAAUACAAAAUCUUAUCUUUAUUCCGCUGAGCAAAACUGUGGGAAUACAUCCAUUUGCAUAUCUUUGCAAAUCAAUCUAUAUUCAUCUACAUAAGUGUGUAAUGAAUAUAUAGAAUAAAAAGGUGUUUGUAUGAAUUAUCUUACUGUAUGCUAUAACUUUUAUGUCAAUCUUAUUAAUAAAUUACUAAUUUCGUUAAAAAAAAAAUAUUUUUUGCCAUUCGCAUAAAACAUUCAGGUGACAAACAAAACAUACAGACAAACUUUUGACGAAAUCGAUUUUAAGUUAAACCGAAAUCAUAUAAUUGCGUCAAAUUGUGUAAUUGUAACAUUAAUUUGUUGUCUCUAGGUGAAACUUUAAUUCGAUCGUAAAGUCAAUUCCAAAAUUAUCUAUUUAAUUUCAAAAUUAUUAUCAAACGUUUUGGUGCGUCACUUAUCAAUUAGAUAUUUCUCAUAUCGUCAUAUUAAGCUCUAACUUAGUCUUGCAUGUUGAGUUCCGACGGAAUCCUUUGGGGAUCAAAUCGAAAUCACGCCAAGAUAUAAAUUUGAUUAUAUUUUACAUCUAUGAAAUAUAGUUUCCAUUGAAUCCCAAUUCGAUUACAUCAAUUUAGAAUAAACUAAUUCUCAACCAUUCUCCUCUAGGAUAGUUGUUCAGUUUUAAUAUUGUCAAUGGAUUUUGGCUUGUACUUUGAUCAUCUUUGUGUUAGAUAGUUGUGAUAUCUACUGGCUUCAGGGUGAUUUAAUGUGGCUCUAAUUAGCUGAUCGUAAUGUUAAAAUAAUGAGUUCAUAGAAUAUAUAUAAAGCAAACAUCUCGCGACACUACAUAUUAAUUAGUAUUACAAAGUAAUCCCAUUUGUUCGCGAAUAAAUUGUAAUAUUUUUAGACUUUGUUUCUAAAUAGCUAUUAGAAAGUAUUUUUCCUUCGGAAUAUCUAUUAAUGAAAAAUUUGGAUAUUAGUACGCUAUUAAUAUGAAUAAUUAGAGUUAUUCUUACCAUUCGACUGACAUAGUUAAUACAUGAGAUUCGUUUAAUCGUUUAAUACGUUAAUUAUCAUGGAUAAUUUAGGUGCUUGUAUUCGUGUAUAGUAUGUAUAUGAAUACAUUAAUAAAUGUCACCGUAAUAUUUUUUUCUUUAUU